This is a messenger RNA of Sebastes umbrosus (honeycomb rockfish), 3686 nucleotides long. RefSeq names its product homeobox-containing protein 1-like. Gene Ontology annotation, cellular component: nucleus. Lineage: Eukaryota; Metazoa; Chordata; Actinopteri; Perciformes; Sebastidae. The record is from RefSeq and is a predicted model, not a curated record. Gene Ontology annotation, molecular function: double-stranded telomeric DNA binding. The coding region runs from base 207 to 1751 and encodes 514 amino acids. The transcript is spliced from 10 exons. Gene Ontology annotation, biological process: positive regulation of DNA-templated transcription.
CCUUGCGUCAUUGUGUCAACAUGGCGCCUGUCUGCCGGACAAAAGGAGAAUCUGUCUGACGGAGGAUUGAAACCCAAUUAGAAACAGAGGAGACAUUUUGGGAAAACUGUCAGUAUCCGUGUGUCCCCGGCGCCCCGAGGCAAUAGAUAAUAGAUCUAUGGUCCAAUAAAACAUCCUGUGGAGGCUCUUAGACUGGAAUAAUCAGGAUGUUCCAGCAGUGUGAGGAGCCUCGUUUCACCAUCGAGCAGAUUGACCUCCUCCAGAGGCUGAGGAGGACGGGUAUCACACAUACGGAGGUCCUCCAUGCCCUGGACACCCUGGACCACCUGGACCGCCAACAUGGACACAAGCUGACCCAUAAACCUCCCUACAUGCCUCCCUCGUCCUCCUUGUCUUCUUCCAGCGCCGUCGUCGCCUCCUCCUCCAUGACCUCCACCGCCACUCAGACAAGUUUCCCUAGCAACCGACUCUCGUUGUCGCCCAACAACAACUUCGACACCACCUCCCCGCCUCUGCCGAUUCCAGUAGCCUCGCCUGUCGCCAUGGCAGCGGUAGUCCAGAAUGGCCUAGUCGCCGUCACCAAUGGGAAGCUGUCGCCGCCCCGGUUUCCUCUGGGUGUGGUUAGCGGCAGCGUGACGGUGCCAGGCUACGCGUUUGAGACCAGUGAAGAGGACGUAGAUGUCGAUGACAGGGUGGAGGACUUGAUGAGGAGGGACAGUUCUAUGAUCAAAGAAGAGAUUAAGUCCUUCCUGGCCAACAGGCGGAUCUCCCAGGCUGUGGUCGCUCAGGUAACGGGGAUCAGUCAGAGUCGGAUCUCCCACUGGCUCCUACAGCAGGGAUCAGACCUCAGCGAGCAGAAGAAACGAGCCUUCUUUCGCUGGUACCAGCUGGAGAAGACCAACCCUGGUGCCACUCUGGCCAUGCGAGCCGCCCCGAUGGCUCUGGAGGAAGUGAUGGACUGGCACCAAGCCCCGCCUCCGUUCGGCUCGACCCCCGGCGGCUUCCGUCUGCGGCGAGGGAGCAGGUUCACCUGGAGGAAGGAGUGCCUGGCUGUCAUGGAGAGCUACUUCAUUGAUAACCAGUACCCUGAUGAAGCGAAGAGAGAGGAGAUCGCCACUGCGUGCAACGCUGUCAUUCAGAAACCAGGAAAGAAGCUGUCUGAUCUGGAGAGGGUAACAUCUCUGAAGGUCUACAACUGGUUUGCCAACCGCCGCAAAGACAUCAAGAGGCGCGCCAACAUUGAAGCAGCCAUCUUGGAGAGCCACGGAAUCGAGGUUCAGAGUCCAGGCGGUCAGUCCAACAGCGACGAGGUGGACGGCAACGACUUCCCCGACCAGGGUUGCGAGGUGUCCUUAUUUGACAAGAGAGCCUCAGCCAGGCAGUUUGGUUUCAGUCGAGCUGACCUGUCUUCUCCAACCCAGGUACCCACGCUGCUCCCCAGCUGGUUCUCCGCCCUGGGUAGAGGAGCCUUGUCCGGACAGAGGAGCGCAUCUCUGAUUGGCCGCUCCCUAGUGGCAGGGGUGGGCCCUCAGGCGGAAGGUUCCAGACUGACCGGCGUGUCCUGGUCUCCCCCUUCCCCCUCCCUCCAGGACGAACCCACCAUUCACAGCGCGCUGUCCGAGCCCCAGGACCCAAUCGGUUUGGAGAAGGCGUCCGUCAAUCACAGCAGCCAAGCGUUGGCCAAUCAGGCGGACGGGGCGGGGUGCAGUAUCGGGAACGACAUCAAGACGGAAACGCUGGAGGACGACUGAAACGGGCGGCGGAUAUUUUGAGUUUUCCGAGAUGAUAAUGGAACAGGAUCAGAGGUGUGUUAAUAUGCAAGCAGAUUUUAUAGGAAUGUAAUAAGUGAAAAAAAAAAGACCAAAAGUCGUGUAAAGUCCAACCCUGAGAUACCUCCCAACCCUACCUCCAACCACCAACCUGCUCUGCUACGCUCUUAUAGGCAUUACUAGUAUAUUAUAAUAAUAAUAAUUAUGAUAAUAAUAACAAUAAACUUUUAUUUUUUAAAGUGCUCCCCAGCAGGCUAUGGAAGAUUAAAAAUGCCUAAAUAAAAACAAAAUAGAUUAUGCAUUCUUUAAUUAUGUCACAUAAAAGGAAAAUACACAUAGCAACGUGUGUUGUUUUAUGCUUUUGUUGAUUUGUUUUAGGCAUUUUAAAUCUUCCGUAGAGACUGUCUAACAGGACAUGAUGCAUUGUGCCGAUUUUCUUCGGAAAACUGCAUUUAUUCACCGCAGGACAACACUGUAUUUGACACAGGGUUCAGAUAAUUUCAGGGUCUUGCACUGUGAUCACACAACACAACUGAACAGCCUCACGAGAUAAACACAUGAAUUUGAAAGUUCAUUUUUAACUGAUUGUUUUUUAAUUUCAUCACAGUUGAUUUAUAUUUAAUUUUUUUUUUUUUUCGCUGUUGGUUCCUUCCAGUGAGAAGAAAACAGCAGAAUAAGCUCAGUUUCAUUGAGGUCACAGCACAUAGGUGAUAUUUCUGUGGGCCCUACGAUGAUUUAAAUCAAAACAGAAUGACCCACUCCUCCAUCCCCCUCCAUGGUAGAAUAAGCUCAAUAUAUAUGGAAGCAAAGAAAGGACAAUGAAAUUUAAAUAGCACUGAAUGGAUCGCAUUGAAAUGUUUUAAUGUGAAAAUCAUCUAUUUGAAUUUGAGUGGUUGAAUUCCCAGGAGGUAUUUCAAUUUAAAAAACGCACCUGAAGUGGCUUUUUUGUUGUUGUUCAACUGUGCGGUGUUUUCAGUUGCUCAACUGAACUCCUCUUAGAUCACAUGACUAACAGAACAUCACCUGAUAGGCCAGAGUUCUGAUCGAUUCCAUCUCGGCUUCACUGCUUAUCUUUGUAUCCUGAACAUUUUUUUGUUAAAAAAAUUAGUAAAGUUGAGCAAGUUUUUUAGGGGUUCACAAAAUUCAAGUUUUUUUUUUUUUUUUUUCGCACAAUUUGAAAUUACAGAGGAGUUUAAACCCCAUACACAGGUCGUUUUCUAGAUAAAAUACUAUAAAAAUACAAAACAAACUAUGAAUUCAGCGGUAUUUAAAUAUCAAGUAUUCAGUAGAGAUCAAAUUUCACAAUUGGGUAUUCAUUAUGGCCUCUCUUUGCUUCCAUAUUAAUAGCAAUUAAUAAAAGAAAAAAGUUACUCAAUACAUAAAUGUUGAAGGUAGCUGAAACUAUUGUAUGAAAACUAGAAACCCGGGUGUGAUUAAUUUGUGCCCCGACGGCUGAUCAGGCAGAAUGAACGAUCACUGUGAGAUGAUCUAUAAUCAAUACAGAUCAGUCAGUUUCGGAGGUAGAUACUACCGAUUAAAGUGUAACGUACAUAUACUACACAUGUAUGUAUGCAUACACACACAUACGUAUAUAUACAGUAUAUUAUAUAAACUGCGGGGUGUAUAUAUAUGUACAUACAUAUAUAUAUAUAUAUGUACCCUGGUCCAUUUCUAUUUACAGUAUCUAGACAUAUUAGCUUCAGAUGAGAGAAACUAUCAGUAUGAGUCUUUCUUGUUGGUGAAAGGUGAGUGAAGCAUUAGCCAAAGUAUUAAGUUUUGAAUUUUUGUGUAUUUUCUGAGUGUGUGAUGAUGAUAGUCACGGAUGCAGCUGUGUAUUAGAGAUAUGCUAAUCAAAGAUGCAUCAGAUGUGUCAAAUUAUUGCAAGGGAAAAUGCAUUUCCUUUUUUUUUUUUUUUAG